Messenger RNA from Oryza sativa Japonica Group (Japanese rice), 4044 nucleotides. The record is from RefSeq and is a predicted model, not a curated record. Lineage: Eukaryota; Viridiplantae; Streptophyta; Magnoliopsida; Poales; Poaceae.
CGCCUCGUUAAGGUCAGAUCGUAUUGGCCGACCAGGUUAUGGUUAUAAAAACACGAAUGAAGAGAACACUAGCAACUAAGUAAGCUCGCAUGAGUGAGCUCACCAUGGACCAAGAAAUCCAACUGAACCAGAGGCCAUCGCCGCAGCGACAGCAACAAGCACAAGAACAUGGCGGCGCCACCGCACCGGCGCCGGCGCCGGCGACGCCACAAGAUGAUGAACAGCAAGGGCACCAAGCAGCUGUCGCCAGGCAUGGCUGCGGCGGCGCGACAGCCGAACGCCACCACCAGACCAAGCUCACGCUACUCCCGCUCGUCUUCUUCAUCUACUUCGAGGUGGCCGGCGGCCCGUACGGCGCCGAGCAGGCCGUGAGCGCGGCGGGCCCGCUGUUCGCGCUGCUCGGCUUCCUCGCCUUCCCCUUCGCGUGGGGCGUCCCGGUGUCGCUCGUCACCGCAGAGCUCGCCGCCGCGCUCCCGGGGAACGGCGGCUUCGUCGUCUGGGCCGACCGCGCCUUCGGCCCGCUCGCCGGCUCCCUGCUCGGCACGUGGAAGUACCUCAGCUGCGUCAUCAACCUCGCCGCGUUCCCGGCCCUCGUCGCCGACUACCUCGGCCGCGUCGCCCCGGCGGUCGCCGUCCCGGGAAGCAGGGCGCGCACGGGCACGGUGCUCGGCAUGACCGUCUUCCUCUCCUUCCUCAACUUGGGCGGCCUAAGCAUUGUCGGGUGGGGCGCGGUGGCCCUGGGGUUCGUGUCGCUGGCGCCGUUCGUGCUGAUGACGGCGAUGGCGGCGCCGAGGACGCGGCCGCGGCGGUGGGCGGCGCGGGUGCAGGUGAAGGGGAAGAGAGACUGGAGGCUCUUCUUCAACACGCUCUUCUGGAACCUCAACUACUGGGACAGCGCGAGCACCAUGGCCGGCGAGGUGGAGCGGCCGGAGCGGACGUUCCCGCGGGCGCUCGCGGUGGCGGUGGUGCUCAUCGCCGUCAGCUACCUGCUGCCGCUCAUGGCGGCGGUCGGCGCCACGGACGCGCCGCCGGAGGCGUGGGAGAACGGCUACUUGGCUGACGCAGCAGCGACGAAGCUUGUGAGGAAUCUCAAGGGACCAGCUACAAGUAUUCCACUCUACCAAAACUACAAUUCACUGCAUCAUCGGCGGGCGGUGGCUCAAGUACUGGACGGAGGCCGGCGCGGUGCUCUCCUCCGUCGGGUUGUUCGAAGCGCAGCUGAGCAGCGGCGCGUUCCAGCUCCUCGGCAUGGCGGAGCUGGGCCUCCUCCCCUCCGUCUUCGCCCGCCGCGGCCCCGGACGAUCCGCCACCCCGUGGGUCGCCGUCGCCGCCUCCGCCGCCGUCUCGGUCGCCGUCUCCUUCCUCGGCUUCGACGACGUCGUCGCCACCGCCAACCUGCUCUACAGCCUCGGCGCGCUGCUCGAGUUCGCCGCCUUCCUCCGGCUCCGCGCGAGGGAGGAGAGCCCCUCCUCGCUCAAGCGCCCCUACCGCGUCCCGCUGCCGCUCCCCGCGCUCGCCGCCAUGUGCCUCGUGCCGUCGGCGUUCCUGGCGUACGUGGUCGCCGUCGCCGGGUGGAGGGUCUCCGCCGUCGCCGCCGCGCUCACGGCCCUCGGCGUCGGCUGGCACGGCGCCAUGAGGGUGUGCAGGUCCAGGAAGUGGCUCAGGUUCAACACCGCGGUUGCCGCCGACCAUCGUCUGCAACUACAAGAUGCUCCUCCUCCUCCUGCUGGUAGAGUCUGAACUCUGAACCCGUUUUGGCAGAUUUCGUCUUGCGAAAAGAUGAAACACGGUAAGAAACUCGAAAUAUUUGCUAGUAGAAGACUAAUUACAAGCUAUACUAGUACAAGACUAAUUACAUGGUUGGAUGAAGCUCUAAAGUUGGCGUUUUCAUAUUUGUUCCUCUAAUUAAUCACCGUGUACGAUUGUGGUUCAUUAUCAGAGACGCGGUUUAAAUUGAACGGUCUGUCUCUCUCAAAUCUGAAAUGGUCACAUUUGUAGUGAAGUGGACAUCCAUGAAAUGGCGACAAGGAGGCGGACAUGAUCAUAUUCAUAUCCACGUACUAACCCAGCUCCUCUUUUGUGGCACACGCGGCUCCACACUACAAACCUCCGUUCCGCGCCACAAACUGCAACCACCACACAUGCUCCAUCGCCCGUAGUCAUCCUACAAACCAAUAGACACCGCGCGCGCGGAACGCCAUCGCUGCCACAUCUCAUGGACGACGUGUGGCCGUGGCUGGCCGGCCUGGCCGGCGAGGAGCCGCCGCCGCCGCAGGCCGUUGUCGCCCUUGCCGCCUUCGCUGACGGCACCACGUCCAUUGUCCUGCAGGCCGACCACGUCGCAUUGGCUGAAGGUGAUGAGGAAGAGAAGACUCUAGUAGAUUUCUCUCUCGCCUUGAACAGCACCAAUGGCGGCGCAGCGCGCGUGCUGUGGACGUCGGGUCGAUUUGAGGCCGCCUCCGGUGUCGCGUUGCAGCGGCAGCUGCUGGCGAGGCUGCUCGACGAGGUGAUCACGCUCUCGCCGUCCGUCUCUUGCUUGAGCGGAAACCUCGGACUCGGAGUCGGCGGCGCACCGAAGUCGAAGUUGGACGAGGAGAUCGUCGCCGGCAUCGGGAAUGAUUCUGCCGCCUCAUUCUUCUCGCUGACUCUCCUUCUGCGCCUCUUCUGGCUGUGCGCCACCGAGGCACCCGCCGACACCGGGUUUCUCUUCUUCCAAGCUCUCGGCGCCGACAUCCAGCGCGCUCUCGUGGACUGCCGCCCAGCGCUCGCCCUGUUCCUGGCCUCCCUCGGCCCGGACGUCGAGGAGCGGUUCAUGCGGUCGCUCGGCUACAUGCUCGCCAAGCUGUGCUUGCUACGGGAGAUGCAAGCGGAUGCGGAUCAGCCGGCGCCGGCGGCGACACGGCGCCCGCGCGCGCUCCCCGCGGCGUGCCUGUCGUACGCCACCGAGGUGCACGGGCUGUGGGUUCUGAGAGGAUACGCGCCGGUGCUCGCCAUGCCCCGUGUCACCUGCGCGGCAUCGACGACGGCGCCCAUCACGGCGCUGCCGCACGAGGCGCCGGAGGAGCCGGCGCUGAGGUACGGCCUGGUGCACCAGCAGCUGGAGGUCGUGGCGCAGCUGGAGUACGCCGUGCGCGCUCGCCGCGGCGAGAGGUUCAUGACCGUCGCCGUGCGCGUCGACAACGUCCGGGUACGCGUCGCGCGGCUCGGGUUCCGGAGGGACGACGCGGACGCUGACGCCGACGGUGGCGACGCUCACGACGACGCCAUGGACGGCGAGCGCCAUUUCCCGUCCCGUCUCCGCCUCUGGGUCGGCCCUAGGUUCGGCGCGUCGUACGCGACCGGCCCGAGCCUCGGCCGGUCGACGGGGAACCCGGAGCAGGACGUCGAGACGACGCGCACCGUCAAGGGCGCCUUCGCCGCCGCCGGCGCCACGAAGCUAGCCAACGGCGGCGUCCCUCCGAGGAUCAAGGCCAAGACGCGGUCGUCGGCCCGGGCACGCAACCGGAGCUGGCGGUGGGAGCAGGAGGCGGAGGGCAGCGCCGGCGUGUUCGAGGGCGUGCUGUGCGACCCGGCCACCGGCACGGAGAUCUCGGCGUGGCGCGGCGACAACAACAACAACAAUGGCGGCGCCGGUGACCCGCGCAACGGGAUGCGGCGGCGGUACGGCGGGCCGGGCAGGGCGUUCAGCAAGAUGCGGGGGCUGGUGGUGGCCGGCGACGAGCUGCCCGAGGAGGUGACGUGGAGGGUGGGGAGGGAGGCGGAGGGGAGAACGCUGCCGUGGCGCGUGGGGCUCAAGGCCUGGUUGACCUACCUUCCCAACCAGGUGAGGAGCCACCAUUUCGAGACGAGGUGCGUCGAGUGGGCACACGAGGUCGACCUCCCGCUUGCCGCCGUUAAUGGCGACGAGAGGUAAAAAAAAAAAAAGAAAAUCUCUCUUUAUAUCACCUAUGAACACAUACUAGCCAAAAGAAAUGAAAUGAUCUUAUGCACGUAUUGUGUAUAUGAAAUGAACAGCUAAAAUAAGAGGUUAAGAAUCUAAAUUCA